This is a messenger RNA of Megalobrama amblycephala (Wuchang bream), 1155 nucleotides long. RefSeq names its product gap junction protein delta 6 (gene gjd6). Bases 1 to 1155 code for a protein of 384 amino acids. Gene Ontology annotation, cellular component: connexin complex. NCBI's taxonomy places the organism in Eukaryota, Metazoa, Chordata, Actinopteri, Cypriniformes, Xenocyprididae. The transcript has a single exon. The record is from RefSeq and is a predicted model, not a curated record. Gene Ontology annotation, biological process: cell communication.
AUGGCACCUUCGCUCUCUGGCCAGAGCUGUAACAUGAAAACACCCGUCCUUGCUGGCAACAGAGCUAAAGUGGAUCUAUUUCAAGUGCUGUACUUCAGGAGGCCGGCGCGUAGAGACAUGACAGAAUGGACGCUGCUCAAGCGGCUGCUGGACGCCGUGCACCAGCACUCCACCAUGAUCGGACGCCUCUGGCUCACGGUCAUGGUGAUCUUCCGCCUGCUCAUCGUGGCCGUGGCGACUGAGGACGUCUACACGGACGAGCAGGAGAUGUUUGUCUGCAACACCCUUCAACCGGGGUGUCCCAACGUCUGCUACGACGCCUUCGCCCCCAUCUCUCAGCCUCGAUUCUGGGUCUUUCAGAUCAUCACGGUGUCGACGCCUUCUCUAUGCUUCAUCAUCUACACCUGGCACAACUUAUCCAAGCAGCCAGAGGCCGAGCAGACGAAGGAGGCGUACGACCGCAGCUGCGACUCGGACAGCUGCUCCAUCAAGUCACACAAGCACUUGGGUCACAGUCUCGCAGACGUCCUCGAAGGGAUCGCCAACCAGAGCGCCCAGAAAAGCUCGCAGGCGUUGCGGGAGAUCGGCGCUCCGUCCAAAGGCUCCUUGGGAGUCCUUUCAAAGUACUACAUCUUCCACGUGUGCUUCCGCGCCGUGCUCGAGGUCGCUUUCGUGGUGGCGCAGUGGCUCCUUUUCGGUUUCCACGUUCCCGCUCACUUCGUGUGCACGGCGUCUCCUUGCAUGCAGAGGGUCGACUGCUACGUCUCGCGUCCCACCGAGAAAACCAUCUUCCUGAUCUUCAUGUUUUGCGUGGGUGUUUUCUGCAUCUUCCUCAACUUCUUGGAGCUCAAUCAUCUGGGCUGGAAGAUGAUCAAGAAGUCGAUGCUCAUCAAGGACAGCUCCUGGAGGGGAUACGGCGCUAUAAACCAAGACUCGCAGUCCAUAGCCUCUCUGACUUUCAGAGACGUGACCAGCACUACCUCGCUACCUACCCUAGAUCUGGUUGUGGACCACCAGCCGGACUGGAUCUGUGCUGGGAAGUGCUCGACGAAGAAAGACAAGGACACCUACAGAGGAACGCAAUCGCUCAAGGGGAAAUCGCAGCCGAGCAAAGAAAGAAAAACAAAACAAAGGAGCACUGAGGUUUGGAUAUAA